AUGUCAGCCCUCAACAAGACGCUCUGCAUCCUAGGCUGCGGCAAUCUCGGCACCGCCAUCCUCACCAGUCUCAUUAGAAAUCCCCCAACCAACUUGUCAACCAACAGUCCCAUCUUCACGAACAUAAUUGCCUGCGUUCGCAGCGCCGCCUCCGAAAUCAGACUCAAGCAGAGUCUGCCCCAAUCCUCCCACAUCUCCACCACAACCACAACCGACACUCCCCCACUAUCUGCAGUCCGCUCCUCCUCAGUAAUCAUCCUGGCCAUCGACCCAGCAGACAUCCAAAAAACACUCACCCAGCCUGACCUCGCCUCCGCCCUCUCCAACAAACUCCUCAUCAGCGUCGCCGCAGGCUGGACCCACGACCAACUCGCCAAAACCCUCUCGCCCCACACAGCCCGCAUCAUCCGCACUCUCCCCAACAUCGCCGCCCAGGUAUCCGAAUCCCUCACCGCAAUCGAAGACACCCCGUCCUCAACAGCCUCCCCAGCCGACAAAUCCCUCACAGACGCCAUCUUCGCCCGCAUCGGCCGCACCGUCCACGUCAAGCCCGCUCACAUGGACGCCAUCACCGCCGUUGGUGGCUCCACCCCUGCCUUCUUCGCCGUCAUAUGUGACGCUAUGAUCGACGCUGCUGUCGCUGUCGGUCUCCCCCGCGAGGUCGCCCAGAUAGCUGUGUUCCAGGCUAUGAAAGGCUCCGCUGCCAUGAUGCAGAGUGGGGUGCUGCCUGCGGCGCUGAGAGACCAGGGCACGUCCCCUGAGGGGUGUACGAUAGCGGGCGUGAUGCAAUUGGAGGAAAAGGGUGUACGGGGUGGUGUUGGGCGGGCGGUUCGUGAGGCUGUUACUGUAGCGAGGUUGAUGGGGGAUGGGGGGCAUGUCAAUGAUACUCGGAGGGAGUAG
Aspergillus campestris IBT 28561 is the source of this 900-nucleotide messenger RNA. RefSeq names its product pyrroline-5-carboxylate reductase family protein. NCBI's taxonomy places the organism in Eukaryota, Fungi, Ascomycota, Eurotiomycetes, Eurotiales, Aspergillaceae. The transcript has 2 exons. Gene Ontology annotation, molecular function: pyrroline-5-carboxylate reductase activity. The record is from RefSeq and is a predicted model, not a curated record. Gene Ontology annotation, biological process: L-proline biosynthetic process. The coding region runs from base 1 to 900 and encodes 299 amino acids.